This is a messenger RNA of Syngnathus typhle (broad-nosed pipefish), 2375 nucleotides long. It is a transcript of the gene api5, whose product is annotated as apoptosis inhibitor 5. Gene Ontology annotation, biological process: negative regulation of apoptotic process. NCBI's taxonomy places the organism in Eukaryota, Metazoa, Chordata, Actinopteri, Syngnathiformes, Syngnathidae. Gene Ontology annotation, molecular function: RNA binding. The record is from RefSeq and is a predicted model, not a curated record. The transcript has 14 exons. The coding region runs from base 251 to 1840 and encodes 529 amino acids. Gene Ontology annotation, cellular component: nucleus.
CAUGCGCCUCGUCAUUACUUCCGUAGCCGCCUAGCUUAGCCCGCUCUCGUCCGCAGAACGUUGCAGGUAUUGCAAACGUCGAGUAAGGACUGAUCAUCGAAAUUUCGCCUCCCUACUCCCAUUUUGCGUACACAAAAUAGCGGUGUAGCGCCACGACCCCUGUUAAUCAUUGAUAAAAAGAAUCGAGAGGGUAUUUUUUUGGUAUUAGUUUUCAUUUGAGCUGAGUGCCAGGCACAUCGGACGCACGCUGAUGGCGGUCACUAUUGAGGAUCUCUAUCGAAGCUACGGGGUCCUUGCUGAUGCCAAGGACGACGUCAGCCAGCACAAAGACGCCUACCAAGUCAUCCUGAAUGGCGUGAAAGGCGGGCCCAAGGAGAAGCGCCUGGCGGCUCAAUUCAUCCCAAAGUUCUUCAGCAGCUUUCCGGAGUUUGCGGACGCGGCCAUCAACGCCCAGCUGGAUCUCUGCGAAGACGAUGACGUGUCGAUUCGACGGCAGGCUAUUAAGGAGCUUCCGCGGUUUGCAACUGGCGACAACAUCCUCAAGGUCUCCGAUAUUCUCACCCAACUCCUCCAGACAGAUGACACCGCUGAAUUCAACCAAGUGAACGUUUCGCUGGUUUCCAUCUUCAAGAUCGACGCGAAGGGCACCCUCGGCGGCCUCUUCUCGCAGAUCCUUCAAGGGGAGGACAUUGUCCGCGAGCGGGCCAUUAAAUUUCUGUCCACUAAGCUCAAGACCCUGCCGGAGGACGUCAUGACAAAGGAGGUGGAGGAGUACGUCUUUGCCGAGACGAAGAAGGUGCUGGAGGACGUGACGGGCGAGGAGUUUGUGCUGCUGAUGCGUUUGGUGUCGGGACUGCGCGUGCUGCAGACGGUGAGCGGACGCCAACAGCUGGUGGAGCUGGUGGUGGACCAGGCCUUCCUGGAGCAGGCGCUCAACCCCGCCGACCCCGACACGGUGGACCGCCUGCUGCAGUGCACGCGCCAGGCACUGCCCCUCUUCUCCAAAAAUGUUCAUUCCACACGUUUUGUGACCUACUUUUGUGAACACGUUCUGCCCAACCUCAGCACGCUGACGACUCCUGUGGCCGAGCUCGACAUUCAACUCGAGGUCCUCAAACUGCUGGCGGAGAUGAGUCCUUUCUGCGGUGACAUGGACAAGCUGGAGACCAACCUCAACAUGCUUUUCACCAAGCUGCUGGAGUACAUGCCUAUGCCCCCGGAAGAGGUGGAGAAUGGAGAGCAGCAAACCGGCGAGGAGCCCAAGCUGCAGUUUAGCUACGUGGAGUGUCUGCUCUUCAGCUUCCAUCAGCUGGGCAAGAAGCUGCCCGACUUCCUCAUUGACAAAGUGGACGCCGAGCGCCUCAAAGACUUCAAGAUCAGGUUGCAGUAUUUCGCCAGAGGCCUGCAGGUUUACAUCAGACAGCUGCGAGUGGCUCUGCAGGGCAAGACGGGAGAAGCGCUCAAGACGGACGAGAAUAAGAUCAAAGUAGUGGCCCUGAAGAUUACAAACAACAUCAACGUCCUCAUCAAGGACCUCUUCCACAACCCUCCAUCAUUCAAGAGUGCCGUUUCUCUGUCUUGGAAGCCAGUCCAGAAGACCGAGGCGGCAGCCGUGGCUCUGAAGCGUCCGUCCAGCGACGACGCAGGCUCGGUCGCCAGCGUGAAGAAGCAGACGGCCCCGCAGCCUCGGCGGGACGCUCGGCAAAUCUACAACCCACCCAGCGGCAAAUACAGCGCCUCCCUAGGAAACUUAAACUACGAGCAGCGCGGCGGCUUCAGGGGCGGACGGGGACGGGGCUUCGGCACCAGAGGCAACAGAAGCCGAGGGCGGAUCUACUAAGGCGGGUCACAAGGGGAGGGGGUGUCACUCAUUGAACUGCAUCACGCCGAAAUCUUUACUGUCAAUCUAAACGGACACCACUUUUGUCCCACUUCCAUGUUUGAAUAAUUAGUUUCCAUGUUUUUUUUUUUUUUUUAAACCCCUCCUCCUCACCUCUUCCUCACAAUGGACUUUUCUAUCCAGACCAACUAGAAGUCGUCAAGAAGCCAAGGCCCGUAGCACUAGCUCCUCUCCCUUGUUUUUAUCUAAGACGUGUAUUCUUGUGGAACAAAAAGACUGCAAAGUUGUGACACACAAAUAGUUUUGGUCCCGCUGGGAAUUUUUUCAAAAGGAGAAAGAAGAAGAAAAAAAAAAAAGUCCUCAUUUUGUCCUGCAAAGUAAUGUUAGGGUGCAUUUUUUUUGUUACCUGUUUAUUUAAUCUUGUUUUCAUUUUUUAAAUUGUUGUUAGAUAAUCUUCAGUAUGAAUUGGGCAAUUAUUAGAACUUUGUAAGAAUUGACAAUGUCGGAUUUCUAUCAUAAACUUGUAUGAACGGUG